AUGUUCUGGGUUCUGUGGCGCACCGGAGCCGCCAACCUUUUCAACAGCAUCAACGGCAACCAGCGCGCCAACAAAACGGGGUCGACCUACAGCAGCAACUCAGACAGGAGCCACUCGCGUCCGCCGCGCAAAGCGUACGGACGGCUGAGCAGCGAGUCGGACGAUGCUCAGGCGCCUCGUACCGACUACGUGCCAGCGCCGGUCGCUCAGCUGAUCGACCUGGACGGGACGACCACGCCGGACACCAACUGCGAUCGGUACUGUGGCGACGGCGAGGGCAACGGCAACGACGGCUACCUGAUCACGCCCGGCAGCAGCUUCGCCUGCGACUCCAUCUCCAACAACAGCGCCAACAACAACCAGUGUGACGACUACAACAACGCCGAGCAGUACCACCAGUCGGGAGGGUUACAGCUGGCCCACCGCAUCAUCUCGGUCGGGGUCUUCAACUCGGUCAACUGCGAGGGGCUCGAAGACCCGCCGAGUAACGUUGUUGCUGCUGACGUGAACCGGAACCACACGGACUCCUGCUCCGUGGCCGACCUCGAGCUCGACUCCGGCUCGACGCUACCCCGGUUGCAGGCGAUGGCUUGCUCCGACGACGACGAUUACGGGAUCGACAGUGCGAUCAACCGAACGCUGCACGAACAGUAA
Anopheles cruzii is the source of this 654-nucleotide messenger RNA. RefSeq lists its product as uncharacterized. The transcript is spliced from 3 exons. The record is from RefSeq and is a predicted model, not a curated record. The coding region runs from base 1 to 654 and encodes 217 amino acids. NCBI's taxonomy places the organism in Eukaryota, Metazoa, Arthropoda, Insecta, Diptera, Culicidae.